Molecule: messenger RNA, 165 nt
Organism: Diaporthe citri
Lineage: Eukaryota; Fungi; Ascomycota; Sordariomycetes; Diaporthales; Diaporthaceae
Exons: 2
Coding region: 1-165 (54 amino acids)
Source: RefSeq, a predicted model, not a curated record
AUGUACUUCACUCGUGUCCUCAUCGCCGUCGGCCUUCUGGCCACCUCCUCCCUCGCUUGCACCCCCGGCGAGUGGGGCUGCGGCAACCAGAACGGCGUCCAGGGUCCCGACGGUGCCGUCUACGUCUGCAACUCGUCUGGCAACUGGGUCCUGAGAGUGGCCUGA